GCCCGAUAAGGACCAUGGCGUCAGCAGUCCAGUGGGUGACAUCAAACAGAACUAUCUGGAAACAUUUAUUUCCAGUCCAAAAUGGAGCUUUAUCUAGUGUCUGUCAUAAGUCUACAUAUUCUUCUCUUCCAGAGGACUACAACUGCAAGGUAGAGCUGGCUUUGACAGCCGAUGGCAGAACAAUAGUGUGCCACCACCCUUCUGUGGACAUCCCCUACGAACACACCAAGCCUAUCCCUCAACCUGAUAUUUUGCAUAAUAAUGAAGAAACACAGGAACAAUUGCUGAAAACCAAAUUAGGAAAAAGCAAACAACUUGAGCAAGGCCCCAUGAUAGAGCAGCUCAGCAAGGUGUUCUUCACCACAAAGCAUCGCUGGCACCCGCACGGACAGUAUCACAGGUGCCGUAAGAAAGUGGAUCCCCCCAAAGACAGGUGACAGCUCUCGAUGUUCCAAGCAUCGAGGCAAUUUUGUUUUUGUCUUAUUUGCCAGCUGAGAAAAUGCAAAUGGUGUAUUCAUUAAGAUGUUCU
Messenger RNA from Peromyscus maniculatus bairdii (prairie deer mouse), 529 nucleotides. The record is from RefSeq and is a predicted model, not a curated record. NCBI's taxonomy places the organism in Eukaryota, Metazoa, Chordata, Mammalia, Rodentia, Cricetidae.